UGUUUCGCGUUAUAAAUAUUAUUGAAACGAGACCUGCAGUUUCUCUUCUCUUGCUCUUUUGAGAGUUAUGGCCGAGACUGAAAGCGAAGCGCGGCCGAUGGAAGGGCAUGAGGAAAAGCAAAACGACGAUACAGGAGGAGGAGGAGGAGAGGAAGAAGUGGAUGAGUUGGAUGAAGAAGAGGAAAAGGAAGGAGUGAGUCGAGUUAAUGAGUCGGACAAGGCUGAAGCGGCGCCGUCGAGUGAUGCCGAGUUAAAAGGCUCGCAGUUGGAAACCCUAACGAAUGAUGAUCGUCGUGAGGGGUUGCAGGAGAAUUCCACUUCGGAAUCGAAGGAAGUUACUGAAUCUAAGGAGCAAGUUAAGAUAGCCCACGAGGAAGUGCCUAAUUUGGCUUUCCAGGAUACAGAAUCUCCCAAACAAAAUCGGGUCCACGAAUCUGUUUUGCCAGAACCAUCACCAAGUUCUCCGAAACAAAAUCUGCUCCAAUUAUCUGUUUUGCCAGAACCGUCACCAACUUCUCCGAAACAAAAUCUGCUCCAGUUAUCUGUUUUGCCAGAACCGUCACCAACUUCUCCGAAACAAAGUCAUUCAGAUCAGAAGUUUAAUAGCUCAUCCCUUGCAGAAGCAAACCAGCAAUCCCCUUCUAAUCUUAAAGUAGUACCCUUUGUUUCCAAUGUGAAGACACCAGUGUCUGAUGGUUACAAUUGGCGGAAAUAUGGUCAGAAG
This is a messenger RNA of Hibiscus syriacus, 724 nucleotides long. RefSeq names its product probable WRKY transcription factor 32. The record is from RefSeq and is a predicted model, not a curated record. Lineage: Eukaryota; Viridiplantae; Streptophyta; Magnoliopsida; Malvales; Malvaceae. The transcript is spliced from 3 exons. The annotation marks the transcript as partial.